Trichosporon asahii var. asahii CBS 2479 is the source of this 447-nucleotide messenger RNA. RefSeq lists its product as uncharacterized. NCBI's taxonomy places the organism in Eukaryota, Fungi, Basidiomycota, Tremellomycetes, Trichosporonales, Trichosporonaceae. The record is from RefSeq and is a predicted model, not a curated record. The coding region runs from base 1 to 447 and encodes 148 amino acids. The transcript has 3 exons.
AUGCUCGCCGCUACCCUCUUCAGCGUCCUCUCGGCUGUUGCCGCCGCGACCCCCACUCUCCUUACCCGUGCGCCGUUCCCUGUCGAUGCCAUCCCCGAUGUGUGCUCGACCCCUUGCGAGACGUACAAGAGCGUUUUCAGCCCCGACGCGUCGGCGGACGCGCGCGCGACCGCGUGCCAGGGCGGCGUCUUCGAGCAGUUCAACAUCUGCAUGAACUGCACCUCGAUCGAGGGCGUGCCGAACGGCAUGACCUCGGAGCAGGUCCAGCUCCUCUCACUCGCUGUUCAGCAGAUGGGCCAGGAGUGCAUCGAGUCCCACUACACUUCGCAGUACGCCGGCGAGAUCCCCGCCCCGACCUCGCUCCCCAAGUCUUCCAGCGCUGGCUCGGCUGGUGCCUCGCUCUCGGCUGCUCUCGUUGCCGUUGGCGCGCUUGCUCUUCUGGCCUAG